Messenger RNA from Amaranthus tricolor (Joseph's coat), 1229 nucleotides. Its product is annotated as histone H1-like. Gene Ontology annotation, cellular component: nucleus; nucleosome. Gene Ontology annotation, molecular function: structural constituent of chromatin; nucleosomal DNA binding; double-stranded DNA binding. Gene Ontology annotation, biological process: nucleosome assembly; chromosome condensation; negative regulation of DNA recombination. NCBI's taxonomy places the organism in Eukaryota, Viridiplantae, Streptophyta, Magnoliopsida, Caryophyllales, Amaranthaceae. The record is from RefSeq and is a predicted model, not a curated record. The transcript is spliced from 2 exons. Bases 116 to 964 code for a protein of 282 amino acids.
GUUCAUCUUGGUUCAUCAACAACGUCGGCUUACAUCUUCUGACGGAUCAUUCCUUCUUCCUCUCUCUAGGAAAUCUCGAUUUCUAAACCUUAGAAAAUAUAGGGAUUCUGCGAUAAUGGCGGCGACUGAGGAACCAAUUGUUGCUCCGGCUGAGCAAGAGGUCGCUUCUGCUCCGGCUAUGGAGGAAGUUCCAGCAGAGGAGAAUCAAGCUGGUGAAGAGGCUGCUGCAAAUACGAAGAAAACGAAGGAGUCAAAACCGAAGAAGGCUUCUGGUCCUAAGAAAGCGAAGAAUCCUCCUACUCAUCCUCCUUAUUUUGAGAUGACUAGUGACGCGAUUACAACUUUGAAGGAGAAGAAUGGAUCGAGUCAGUAUGCGAUCCAGAAAUUUAUCGAGGAUAAGCAAAAGCAACUACCAGGAAACUUCAGGAAGCUUCUCCUUGUGAGUUUGAAGAAAUUUGUGGCUUCUGGUCGUCUUGUGAAGGUCAAGGGAUCUUUCAAACUUGCUUCAACUCGCUCUGCUACUCCUAAACCUGUGGCAGUACCAGCUAAUAAAGCAAAAUCUGCUGCAAAACCAAAAUCUGUUUCUUCAAAGAAAAAACCUGCUGCUGGAAAGCCAGCAGCGGCUAAGCCGAAAGCCAAGACUAAAGCUGUAGCUUCUAAGCCAAAAUCGACUGAAGCUAAGUCGAAGCCAAAGGCUAAGGCAAAAAUUGUAGCAAAUCCUGCUGUUAAGCCUAAAGCAGCAGCUGCACCUGAGAAGCCCAAAGCUGCGGGUACUAAAAGGAAGGCUGUGGCUACUGUGAAGCCAAAGGAGAAGCCAGCUAAAUUUGCAAAGACGGCUGCCAAAUCGACUCCCUCCCAAAAAGCUUCUGCUCCCAAGAAGGCUGUUGCAGGGAAAAAGAAUGUGAAGCCCAAAAGUGUCAAGUCUCCAGCAAAGAGAACGAAUCCUAAAAGAGGGAGAAAGUGAAGUAAAGUUGAAAUUUGUUGUGCAUUAGAUAGUUUGGUGGUGUGGAAAUUGUAGGCGUUGGUUGACAUAAUUCAUAAAUAGUGUCUGUAAAUGUUUGGAUGUUAUAGUAGUGUGUUGUAAUGUGUAAGAGAGGUUUAGCGCCCAAUACAUACAUGGAAAGUUCAAGUUCUUUUUAUUGUGACAAUUUCUAGUUGUUUAAUGUUUUCAAUUUGCUGUAUUAUUGGUUAGAGAAAUAGAAGUACUUCUACAUGAUAAAUAUUCUGGA